AAGUCCUUCUGUGCUUAGUUCAGACUUCGGUCCAACCCUCGCCAAGGACGGACGGAGCUGUCAUGGCGGCUGUGGGCUCGGUACUGAGGUGUGGCCUGCGCGGGGCCAUGGCUCUCCCACAGCAGCAGCGGGCUUGGAGCUCCAACGGAGGCCCCGAUCAGUACGGGUCUGGUAAAAGCGGAGCGAUCCGUGAGGCUGGCGGCACCUUUGGCAAAAAGGAAGCGGCUGACGAGGAGCGCUAUUUCAGGAAAUUGCAGCAGGAGCAGUUGUCACAGUUGAAAAAACACCAUGAAGAGGAAAUAAAUCACCAUCAGAAAGAAAUUGAGCGGCUGCAGAAGGAAAUUCAACGUCAUAAGUCCAAGAUUAAAAAGUUUAGUGAUGAUGAUUAAGUCGCAGAAUCCUUACUGAUGUCUGGCAUUACUCUGGAAAUGAUGCUGUCAUAAAGAUUUGUUUCUCCUAACAGUGGAAAAUAAACAGUUCACUCUCUUU
Messenger RNA from Anolis carolinensis (green anole), 489 nucleotides. RefSeq names its product ATP synthase inhibitory factor subunit 1 (gene atp5if1). Gene Ontology annotation, molecular function: ATPase inhibitor activity. Gene Ontology annotation, cellular component: mitochondrion. The transcript has 3 exons. The coding region runs from base 63 to 389 and encodes 108 amino acids. The record is from RefSeq and is a predicted model, not a curated record. Lineage: Eukaryota; Metazoa; Chordata; Lepidosauria; Squamata; Anolidae. Gene Ontology annotation, biological process: negative regulation of ATP-dependent activity.